Cuscuta campestris is the source of this 966-nucleotide messenger RNA. The record is from the annotation of a GenBank genome assembly. Lineage: Eukaryota; Viridiplantae; Streptophyta; Magnoliopsida; Solanales; Convolvulaceae.
GGUUAUGGUUUUUGAAAACUAAUCAUUUGGAAAAACUUUAAAUGUGUCCAGAAGCAUAAACCAAAGAUAAAAACCCAAAAACCAUUUGGUUAAAAUCAAUGCCAAUAACCAAUGCCGAAAACCGAACGCCAUAGCCGAACGCCGAUAACCAAUGGUUAUGAAGAAGGGUAUUGCGCUGAAAGCAACCAAGGAAACCGUGGAAGUAGACUCAAGCGAUGAUGACAACGAGUUCGGACUCGUCAUCAAGAAAUUCCACAAAUUUAUGAAGAAGGAAUUUGAGCGCAAAGGAAGAAAGCACGACGGUCCCCCGAAGUGCUAUGGCUGUGGCGAGAUAGGCCACAUCAAGCCGAGGUGUCCAAAAGGCAAAAGCGGCAAGGACAAACCUGGCUUCAAAAAGCAACGAGCCUAUAUCUCAUGGGGUGGCGACUCCGGUGACGAGUCAACUGAUCAAGAAGAGGAGGAAGCCGCCAACCUCUGCCUCAUGGCGCACGAAGAUCAAACCGACGACGUUCAAGAGGUAUGUACCCCUUCUUCCGACUCUUACACUCUUGAAGAGAUGCAAGAAGCUCUUCGAGAACUUUAUGAUGAAUUUGUUAGCGCUUCUAAAACCAACAAAUCACUAAAGAAACGUCUUUCAACCCUUGAAAAUGAUUUUGAAAAACUGGAAAAAGAUAAUGAAAAGUUGAAACAAGAAAAUAAAUUUUAUGGUAAAAGAAGCGCCGACAAACCAGAAAGUUCUUCAAGUGAAUGUGAAUCUUGCAAAACUUAAAAAGAGAAGGUUGCAAAACUUGAGAGUAUGGUUAAGAAGUUCAAUACACCACACAAAGAUCUUAAUUUACUUCUAGACACUAUGCAUUUUUCUAAGGAAGGAAUAGGCUUUGAUAAAAAUGAAUCUAAGGAUAAAAACAUUGAGCAAACACCUAGAAAACCUCCUAAGGCUCAACAUAAGAAAGCUAAAAAUCAGGA